This is a messenger RNA of Lacerta agilis (Sand lizard), 1295 nucleotides long. It is a transcript of the gene STAR, whose product is annotated as steroidogenic acute regulatory protein. The record is from RefSeq and is a predicted model, not a curated record. Gene Ontology annotation, biological process: intracellular cholesterol transport; steroid biosynthetic process; regulation of steroid biosynthetic process. Gene Ontology annotation, molecular function: cholesterol binding; cholesterol transfer activity. Gene Ontology annotation, cellular component: mitochondrion; mitochondrial intermembrane space. Lineage: Eukaryota; Metazoa; Chordata; Lepidosauria; Squamata; Lacertidae.
GGAGAGGACACGCCAGCAAAACAACAGCACAGGCGCUCAGAAGUACAGGGAAGCCAGGAUCCUUUGCAACUCUUACAGACUGCUGUGAUGCUGCCUGCGACUUUCAAGCUGUGUGCCGGCAUCUCCUACAGACACAUGCACAGUACAAUGGGCCUGAGAAGACAAGCAGCUGCUGCAAUUGUCCAGGAGCUGAAUAAAUUUGCAGUUACCAGGCCGGGUCCCAGCAAGUGGAUCAAUCAUGUGCGCAGAAGGAGCUCUUUGCUAAGUUCUAGACUGGAAGAGAAUCCCUUCAAUGAAAUGGAGCUGUCCUACAUCAAACAAGGAGAUGAGGCGCUUCAGAAAUCACUUAAGAUUCUUGGAGACCAGGAUGGUUGGAAGACAGAGACAGUGAUGGACAAUGGUGACAAAGUCCUGAGCAAAGUACUCCCAGAUGUGGGGAUAUUCCAGCUAGAGGUGGUGGUUGAUAAACCCCUGGACUGCGUCUAUAGCGAGUUAGUGGAAAGGAUGGAGCAGAUGGGAGACUGGAACCCGAAUGUCAAAGAAAUCCAGAUCUUGCAGAAGAUCGGCAACGACACGGUGAUCACUCACGAAACUGCAGCCCCAACCGCUGGCAACAUAGUUGGGCCACGAGACUUUGUGAGUGUCCGUUGUUCCAAGAGGCGAGGCUCAACCUGUGUCCUGGCUGGCAUGUCCACCACCUAUGCAGCGAUGCCUGAACAAAAAGGGGUUAUUAGAGCUGAGAAUGGUCCUACAUGUAUGGUUCUUCGGCCAGUCCUUGGUGACCCCUCCCAGACCAAGUUAACCUGGCUUCUCAGCAUCGACCUCAAGGGAUGGCUGCCCAAGGCCCUCAUCAACCAAGUCCUCUCUCAAACCCAGGUGGAUUUCGCUAAGCAUCUGCGCAACCAUUUGAGCAGCAAUUCCGCCUCCAUGCAGCAGGCCGUGCGCUGUUGAAGUGGCCGCACACACGCAACACACUCCUCGUGGCUGAUGAAUCCCUUCCCCGGCUCAUGGACCACUCGCUCAAGGCUCUUUCCCUGGCAGCUGAGGCCUCCUGCUCCAGAAAAUGGGUACAGGGGCAUCCAUCUCUCCUGCUAGAGAACAGGCUUCCUGCCUGCUCCUCUGAGGCAGCUUUUUUUAUCUUCUCCCCAAAUCAAGAGUGGGUAAUCUUCUCGGUGGUUGUUGUUCUCAGGGGUGGUCUGUUGUGGGUCACAUUUCAGCAGUGGGUACUGCCAGAGCCAAAAGGCAGAGUGUGCCACCCCUUCCUCUCCCUCCUUCAUUUCACCCCCCUCUCUUUU